Ananas comosus (pineapple) is the source of this 1093-nucleotide messenger RNA. RefSeq names its product protein LURP-one-related 8-like. The transcript is spliced from 2 exons. NCBI's taxonomy places the organism in Eukaryota, Viridiplantae, Streptophyta, Magnoliopsida, Poales, Bromeliaceae. Bases 110 to 772 code for a protein of 220 amino acids. The record is from RefSeq and is a predicted model, not a curated record.
AACAAGGCGGUGUGGUGAGAAGAAGCGCUUCUUCGAUCUCCUCCUCUUCUUCUUCCUCUUCCUCUUCCUCUGUAGUAGAGUUUGCGGAUUCGCACCAUUGUUGAGGUCGAUGACGAAGGUGUACCCCAACGCGGCGUCCCCGGCGCUCGAUCUCUCUACGAGCUCCGCCGCGUGCUGCGGCGGCGGGGAGGGGCGGCGGGAGGAGGCGGCGGCGCUCACGGUGUGGACGAAGUCGCUCCUCUUCAACUGCAGCGGGUUCACGGUGUUCGACGCGAAGGGGAACCUCGUGUACCGAGUCGACAACUACGGAUCGGGCGCCAAGGGGGAGGUCGUGCUCAUGGACGCCGCGGGGAAGGCCCUGCUCACGAUCCGGCGAAAGAGGCUGAGUUUGGGGGAUCACUGGGUGAUCUACGACGGGGAGGAGACGAUUCGCCCCCUCUACUCCGUGAAGCGGCACAUGAACCUCCGCCACUCCAAAGCCCUAGCGCACGUCACCCCCUUCGGCGGCGGCGGCGGCGGCGACGCGGCGUUCGAGAUUGAGGGAUCGUACGCGCGGCGGAGCUGCGUGGUGUACGACGCGCGGCGGAGGGCGGCGGUGGCGGAGGUGCGGCGGAAGGAGGCGGCGGCGAACGGCGGCGCCGCGUUCGGCGCCGACGUGUUCCGCUUCGUCGUCCAGCCGGAGCUCGACGCGUCGCUCGCCAUGGCGAUCGUCAUCGUCCUCGACCAGAUGUUCGGCCCCCGCCCCUCCCUCAUCAGGAGCUGGUCCUCCUAAACGCGCUUCCUUUUUAGUCUUCGGCUUGGCCCAAAAGCGCUUUUGCGCCCUUCGGAAUUUCGGAAAUGGCAAAUUUUAAGAGCUUUGUUUGAUUUUGGGGCCCUUUUUUUUGGUGCGGGGUUUUCGUUUUCCGUUUCCUUUUUUUUUUCAAAAAAAAAAAAAAAAACUCUCUCAUAAACCUUGCGCCAAGUUAUAUAAUUUUCGUGUACAUAUAUAUAUCUGUAUUUAAUGAUGCUUUAUGCAAUAGCAGUUGGAGAGGAGGGGUGGCGAGUGUAUCUUCAUUUGCUAGUUAGUGAAACGAAUUUUGAUUUUUCUUUUGAA